AUUGUUUUCCUUUUUUCUAGCUAUCUGGUCUGGGUGUGGGAAUUACUUUGUUCAUGCUAAAUAAAGUGGUGUUAAGUUGGAUUGAGUUUAACCUUUGAGGAUUAAUUGCCAAAGCAGUAGAUUGAACGAUGGCUUUGAUCACUCGACAGCCUUCUCGAAAAGGAAAGUAUGCACCUGCACUCAAGAACAUUCAAAAUGAGCAGAUGUCAAAGCUGCAGACCAAACAUGCAAAUGAAGCAGAUCUGCUUGAGGACAUUAGGAAUUUCACCAGGCAGAGGUCAGCCUUGGAAAAGUCAUAUGCAGAGGGUCUGCUGAAGCUCUCUGCUACAUAUCUUGGAAAGAAAUUGGUGAACCUUCCAGAAUUAGGCCAAGAGGAACAGAGGAGUCAGUGGAAUGUGUUUUCAGUAUGGAAGACUCUCCUGGACGAGACAGAGAAAAUUGCAAAGACACGUUUGGCUGCUGUGGAAGUUUUUCAAACUCAGAUUUCUGAUGAUGCAAAGAAUGUCAGGGGUCAAAAGCUCAUUGUUGGCAAGAAGUGUCUUGAUCAACUAGGAGUUAUUCACAAAGAGAUACUUGUCUGCAUCCAAGAGCUUGACAAAACCAAGAAGAUCUACUUUGAUGAAGAACAUGUUGCCCAUGAUGCUCGAGCCAAGGCUAUGGAUGCUGAAGAAAAGUCAUUUGCACUUUCUGCCAAGAGGGAUCAGUGUGAUGAGAAGGCGACUCAGGCACGUAAUGAUUACAUCCUCCAACUGGCUGCUGCUAAUGCCCAUCAGAAACGAGUCUCAGACAUAGACCUUUCCCACCUCAUUCAUACAAUGGAGUGUAAAUUUUAUGAGAAAGUGGCUGAGUAUCUGAUUCUGUUUGGAAAAACUGAACUUGUCACUUGUGCAGCUGCUGAGACGGCCUUCUCCAAUGUGCAGCACAAAGCACAGACAAUCACCCGAGACUACAAUUGGCAGUGUUAUGUGGAGCAGUAUCCUGUUCUUGUAAGCAGAACAGACUACAAAUUUGAACCAUGUGAUGGAGAUGAGAUCCAUGUGGUGAAGCAGGACAACAAUGCAGCAGAGAUGUUGAAGAAAGCAGCUCAAACUUUCUCAACUCGUAUAGCAAGGGAGACAAAAACCAUCAAGGAAUGCCAAAGAAAAUUGGUCUAUUAUCAGUCCCUGAAAGACUCUGGUCAAAAGGUUGAUCCUGAUGAUCAGCAAGGCCCUGACAUUGACACAAAAAUUGAGAAUCUCAAGUCAAAUCUGAGGCGGGCAGAGACAGCCAAACUAAAAGCAGAAGCAAGAAAGGAUGCACUUCGAGAUGGAGGAUUGGACAUGGAGGAAUACCUGAGGAAUGCCUUUGCAGCCGCUGAAUCCCUGGACCCAGGUGAAAUGACUAGAUCAGUGUCUCAAGUCUCCAUGCGUAGUGAUGUUGAAGGAGUAUAUGAAGAUGUUGGGGAUUCCUUUGAUGAUUCUGAUUAUGAUGGUAGUUUGGAUUAUAGAGGUGGUACAGUACAAACUGAGCAGCAAGUCCAAGAGAAAGACUCAGCAUUUGAUCGUGAAACAUCUAUCACAUCAUCUGAUGUCAUACCUCAGAGUUAUGAAGAGUCAUUGGAACAAGAACCUGACAUGAUCACUGGAGAGAUGGAGUUUAGAGAGCGCACUAUGAAGGGGCAGCAGAGAGAGUGGCAAGACCCAACCCAAGUAGAUUGGGGUGAUAAAGGGCAUGACCCAUGCCCAGAGUUAGACAAUGUGGUCUCUGAGGUGAAUGGCAAUGUACCCACUGACAAGGACAAUGGUGGAUAUUUCACUCCAAUCAAAUGCAUUGCAGUUUUUGCAUAUGAGGCUCAGAAUCCAGAUGAGCUGAAUCUUAUGGAGAGUGAGAUUGUGGAAGUGAUUGGAGUGGAUGAAGAGGCAGGAGAAGGUUGGGUUCGUGCCAGAGAUUGUCAUGGACGGGAGGGUCUUGUUCCUCGCACCUACCUUGAAGUAGCUGAUUAUGAGGGCAAUGUGACCUCCUUUUCAUCUGUUGACUACCAAAUGAAUGGAAUGCAGGCUGAAGAUCAGAAUGAGGCUCUUCUCCUCAAUGGAGAGAUUGCACAUAUCAAUGAGAAAGUUCCACCUCCCAUCAAUGCUGAUGGAGAUUUUUGUCGGGCAAUCUUUGAUUAUGAAGCAUUGACUCCAGAGGAGCUGAGUUUCUAUGAUGGGCAAAUAAUUCGCAUUCUGGAUCGGCGUCCACAUAAGGAUAUGGAUGAUGGAUGGUGGAAGGGAGAGUUGGAUGGAGAGGAGGGCCUUUUUCCAUCAUGCUUGGUGGAGGACUGUCUUUGGGAUGGAGAGCCUGUCACUCCUCCUGAAUAUGUUGAGAGCAAUGACAGUCCAGUGGAAGCAGGACCGCCUCCAUUUUCUCCACCUGAUAUCCCAAAUUUCUUGCUUCCUCCUGAUGGCAUUAUCAUCACUCAACCUACUCCAGACACAGAGUUUCCACCCACUCUCCCUGCGGAACCAAAGGAUAAGGAAGUGGUUUCAUAUAGUGUCGUGAAUCGUGAUUUUAAAAUGGAGCUUAGUGAAGAACUGAAGAAACAUUGUCAAAAGGACUUGUCCUCCCCAGAAGAGAGCGAUGUCACUGAUGCUACAGGACACGCUAUUGAGUACUCUGAAUUGGUGUCCAGCCAUGGAAGCACUCCAGUCGAUGGAGAAAGCCGAAUAGAGGAUGUUCCACUGGAUGACCACCAGCUUGAAGGAGGAGGCAGAAAAGAUUUAGAUGUGGCUGAAAUAGUCAUUACUGCUGCAACACCAACUGUUGGCAGUCCUGAGGAUGAGAUUCUGCCAGAGGUGCCAGAGGUACCAGAACAGGAAGAGGAGAUGCAAUCUUGUGAAGCUGAAGUAGACUCUGCAUCAUCUUGGCAAUCAGAAGCAGUGGCAGAUAUUGAAACCAAAGCUGAAUCACAAUUAUCAGGUGAAAAUAAGCCAGAGAUAGAAGUAUUCUUCCAAGAACCUGUCUCUGCUGCUGUCGAACUGGAAGCUAGUGCAGAAGAACCUCGGAGAGAACAAGAAGCAACAAUAAUACCUGUUCAAAGAUCAGAUUCACCCACAAAAUCUGCAGCUUCUAUGAUACUUCCUGAGGAGUUGGACCCAGAGCAAUUGAAGAAAUUGGAGCACCUCAAGGAAUCAGAUGCUUGAAGGUGAAGAGUAAUUGGGGCAUUGAUUGAUGACCAAUAUGCAUGAUUCAGUGCAACCCAUUGAUAUGAUAUGGAUGAUAGUUUCUAAAACAGUAGGACUACCUUCAUUUCACAUUACCAUGUUAGACAGCACAAGAGAUGUUUAUAGUUGCAUUUCAGGAUCCUUCUAUGGUGUUCAGUGUUGAAUUGUUUUGGUCUCAAUUUGUUGCAGCUCUUAUUCUGUAAUACUGACAGUUUUUUUGUGCUUAGUUUAUUGAAUGUGUAUUGCUUUAUUUCCAAUGAGAGUCCAAAAUUCACUAAAUGAGACAGCUGGACUGUUGCUGUGCAAAUAUUCUAUGAUUAACAUGAGGCACAAGUGGAGGGAUAAGAAUUGUGUGAAUUACAAUUAUGGCUUAUGAAAGUCUUUUGCUUCAGAUGAUUGUAAGGAAGUUCUGAUUGUGGGCCAUUCAGAUUUAAUAUUCUGGUGCAAUAUACUGGUAGACACUGUUUGGAACCCAUGUGGAAAGUGAUUGAGUUCUUUGUUUCGGGCUUAGGAGUGCUAAUAGCUAUGGUCCAAGGGUGACAUUCCUGAUUGGAAAUAUUAUAAAUAAACACUUUGUCAUAGUCAAA
Darwinula stevensoni is the source of this 3769-nucleotide messenger RNA. NCBI's taxonomy places the organism in Eukaryota, Metazoa, Arthropoda, Ostracoda, Podocopida, Darwinulidae. The record is from the annotation of a GenBank genome assembly.